This is a messenger RNA of Aureobasidium uvarum, 3336 nucleotides long. NCBI's taxonomy places the organism in Eukaryota, Fungi, Ascomycota, Dothideomycetes, Dothideales, Saccotheciaceae. The record is from the annotation of a GenBank genome assembly.
AUGAACUGCGUCCGACCGCCAUUGCCCAAAAAGCCCACACGUGGUUUUGCUUGGGCGUGUGGUCCUUGUGGUCGUGCUGCAGAAAGGAGGCUCGAGGCUCGUAACACUCCUCUCGGUGGCAUUGAUGAAGAGGAAGAAGUCGUUGAAGAAGAGGAAGAAGAUCCUGCACUGACAGCAAGCACGCGAGCACCAAGUCCCAGUGGUCCCGAUGUCGCUACUGAUCAGCACCCUGGUACUCAAGCUGAGAUUGCCAUGGCCAAGAUGUGGCCUUUCCGGUACUUGGGUAUCCACUGCAGAGUUGAGGAUGCGCUGCAAUACGACGACCGUGCCAUUUACCCGAGAGCUAGCUCGCGUCUAGGACCACGCCACCAAGCGAAUGUCAAUGUGUGGCAUGGUAGACCAGUUGAACUUGUCAAGCCGGCUGAUAUCAAGAAGCGGUUCGUCAAGGGUGGUGGCCAAAAGAAGGACACAAAACUUACGAAAGAGACUCUGGCCGCAAUUGAGGCGGAUCGGAAAGAACGAGAANNAAAGCGUCCAAAAUGGGUUCAAGACGAGCCUCCAGGUUAUGUUCAUCGAGGAGAGGACUACGACAACGACGAUCCGAGGAAUACGGCUCGACUCAUGUUCAAAAUGCCGGAAGAUGACAACGAACACGCUCCAGCCUCGAACGAGGACUUCAUCGACAAAUUCAUGGACCGCGCCAAAGCUACUGCGAAGUCGCUCAAGUUGCAUACUUGGAGCUCCAAUCUUCAAGACAAGGCGCUUGAGCUCUUGAUUCUGCAUAAGUACAACGCAGACAAGGCAAUUGAACAAUUGUCCAAGGUCGACAAAGCCAAGGAUCUCAAAGAACCUCUACUUACGCCAGAUGAGUUGAAGAGGUUCGAAGAUGGCGUGCAGAAAUACGGUUCAGAGCACCGAUUGGUCCGGCUACAUAUGAAGACCCACCACCCUACAUCUACGAUUAUUCGCUUUUACUAUCUUUGGAAGAAAACACCACGCGGUCGACAGAUAUGGGACAACUACGGAGGUCGCAAGGGACGGAAACGCCAGAACAUGGAUCCUGCUGGUAAGCUUCAAGCUGAGGUCGCCGAUGACUUGGAUGACUCUGCCUUCGACACCGACAAAGCACGAAACCAGAAGAGAGGAUUUCAGUGCAAGCAUUGUUCUACACGACAUUCUCGACAGUGGCGUAGAGCCCCUGGUGUUACUCCUGGCCAGACUGUGCCUUCAGGUGAAGGCAAAGCUAGCAAGGACAAGGGCAAUCGUUUACUUUUGGCAUUGUGUGGAAGAUGCGCUGGACUCUGGAGGCGAUACGCGAUCGUAUGGGAAGAUAUCGACGAAGUCACUAAGAAGGCUGUCCAGGCCGGUGGACGUGCCUGGAAGCGCAAGCUCGACGAAGAGGUUGUGCGCGAGAUUCUGGCUUCAAACGAAGCUGCACCGGAAGAUCAGACUAUUGUCCUUCAAUCAGUCGAAGGAGCGGAGCCGCCGAAAAAGAAGACCAAGCUUGCACCUGAAGGCGCCGAGAAGAAGAAGGCACCCAAGCUUCCGACACCCCCUCCUCCACCGAUCGUACCCGACCAGCCUAGAUGGAGAGAACUGCCGUGUUUCGUCUGCAAUGUUCUCGACUCAGCAGGAGAGCGCCCCAUGGUGUGUUCGCACUGCAAGCUCAGUGUACACAAGAGGUGUUAUGGUCUCUCAACCCAAAAUGUGCCAACAAAGUGGGUCUGCGACCAAUGCACCAACGAUAGGACGCCAGCAGUGUCCACUGAGUAUAUGUGUACACUCUGCCCGAUCGAAGAGACGACCCACGAGAUGCUCGAGACGCCCAGAGUUACCCACAAGAAGAAGUCAGACCGAGAGCGCGAAAAGGAGAGACUCGAGAAGGAGCUCAUGGACAGUGUGCAGCUGGAGUACAACAAGAAGCAAGCCUCUCUCAACCGGCCCAGCAACCCUCGAGAGCCACUCAAGCGCACUGACGGUAACAACUGGGUCCACGUCCAAUGCGCGAUAUGGACGCCCGAGAUCAAGUUCAGCGAAGCCAGCCUUCUGGAAAGAGCGGAAGGAUUCAGUGCCAUUCCAUUGGAACGGUAUGAGGCGACAUGCAAGGUCUGCAAGAAGAACAACCAUGGCGCCUGUGUCUCUUGUCUUCAAUGUCGUGCCAACUUCCAUGUUGGCUGCGCGAUACAGGCCGGGUACACAUUGGGCUUUGAUGUGACACCAGUCAAGGGCUCACGCAAAGACCAAGUUAUCACAGCGACCAUUGGUGGCGAAAGCGGAUCUCUCACAGCCGCUAUCUGGUGUAAGGAACACGCCAUCAAGACCCCGGUUCACCCGAUCAGCGAGGUUGCCGACGACAAAAGCCAAAAUGCUUUACAGGUUUUUGUUGAGAAUUACAAACAGGCAGACCCAACUCUCACUGGAACCGCCCGAAAGGCCAAUUUACUCAGUCAAUCGACGAAACUAGCUUCACAGGCUGUUCCUGCUAACGCAACAGCCAAUCGUCGCAUUUCUACAGCAAGCAACUUGGCGCGAUCGGCACGCAACUCACCAGCAGGAGCUUUUGGGGCCGAUGAGAUGGACGGCGCGAGCUCUGCUGAAGAUGAGCCUACAAAGACGUGUAUCAAGUGCCAUACCGAUAUUAGUCCCAGAUGGUGGACUGCUGAAGAGACGUUGAAAAGAGUCCAAGCCCAGACGCCAGUCACAACACGCAGUGAGGAUAAUCUCAAGGGCUACAGAUGCAACAAGUGUCAUUUCAAGCGGAUUAAUGCUCCGCAAGAACCAUCACCGUCGCCUUCCUCAACNUCGAAAGAGAAUCUCUUUGUCACCCCCGAAGCAGUUUCCCCUCCAGAUAGGUUGGGGUACAGGAAUCGCAAACCAAAACCCGCAGCCACAGGCNNUCAAACUCCUGCCCACGCAGCAACUCCAGUGCAACCACCAGCACCAGUGGAGGCAGUGGGUCAAAUGCACCCUCCGGCUCCUCAAGCAUACCCUGGACAGUAUCAAGUCCCACAUGCACAGCCGAACGGCUACACCCCAGGAAGCGUGCCAGCAUUUGGCCAUGGCACACCACCAACCUUUGCACAACCUAAUGGACAAGCACAGGGUCAACGUCAUCAUCCGCUACCUUUGAGCAACGGAGUUCACGGAGUGCAUCAUCAGCAUCAUGCACCAGUUCUAGCGCCAAUCACCAACGGUCAACAGACUCCUGGCGGUAACAUUGGACAUGGCAGUCCUCCCCCAGGAAUUGUCAGAGCAGCAACACCACGAGACGGAUCAGUGGAUGUGAGAACCAAUGGAGCAAGCGCAAGCCCUAGUCUGAGGAACUUGUUGCAUUAG